AUGGUGGAAUUGAAAGGGGGAACUAGGCCGCCAUGGGUGGGACUUGGAGCUGCAGUUUGGGUGCAAGUAGCAGCUGGAAAUGGCUACAAUUUUCCGCUGUAUUCUCAUUCAUUAAAAUCGGUUCUAGGAUUCAACCAGCGGCAACUCACUAUACUUGGAGUGGCAAAUGAUAUAGGUGAAAACAUGGGGAUCCUCCCUGGUUUGGCCUGCAACAAGUUCCCACCUUGGGUGAUUCUGUUGAUCGGUUCUGUUUCUUGUUUUUUGGGCUAUGGAGUCCUCUGGCUUGCACUCAGCCUUACUGUUCACUCCUUGCCUUAUUGGCUGUUGUGGGUUGCUUUAUGCAUUGCGACAAAUAGCACUGCUUGGUUUGGCACGGCAGUGCUCGUGACUAAUAUGAGAAACUUCCCACUUAGUCGUGGAACAGUUUCUGGCAUUAUCAAAGGAUAUGCAGGGCUUGGUGCUGCUGUUUAUACCGAAAUUUACAGUGUAAUGCUUCAUGAUUCUUCGGCUAAGCUAUUAUUGUUCUUGGCACUCGGGAUUCCUGCUAUAUGCCUUUUGAUGAUGUAUUUUGUUAGGCCUUGUACUCCAGCUUCUGGUGAUGAUUCUUCGGAACAAUGCCAUUUUCUCUUCAUCCAAGCUGCUAGUAUCGUGCUCGGCAUAUAUGUGCUUACUACUACCAUAUUGGAUGAUGUGCUCACUUUAAGUGCUCCUGUUUCCUAUACUUUUCUCGUUGUUAUGGUUCUCCUUCUCAUGGCUCCACUUGCCAUUCCCAUAAAGAUGACUUUCUAUCCCUCCAACAACAACAAAUCUGCCAAACUCGGCCAACGGGUCGGACCAGCAAAUUCUUCAGAUCAGGAAAAUAGCAAUACGGAUAACAUGGAACCGCUUUUGACGCCAUCUUCAUCUGCGGCUAACCUUGGAAGUUUUCAUGACAAUGACGACAUGACUGAUGUGGAUAUGCUUCUUGCUGUAGGAGAAGGUGCAAUAAGGAGGAAAAAGAGGAAACCUAGAAGAGGAGACGAUUUCAAGAUCACUGAAGCUUUGAUCAAAGCAGACUUCUGGCUUCUGUUCUUGAUAUCCUUUGUUGGGGUUGGCACUGGCAUUACUGUUCUGAAUAACCUGGCACAGAUAGGAAUAGCUCAAGACAUGAACGAUACAAAGAUCCUGUUAGCCCUCUUCAGCUUCUGCAGUUUUGUCGGCCGCAUUGGUGGAGGUGUGGUUUCUGAAUAUUACGUCAGAUCAAAAGCAAUCCCCAGAACAGUUUGGAUCAUACUUGCACAAGUAAUAAUGGUAGUGACAUACCUUCUCUUUGCUUCAGCUCUUGAUGGUACUCUUUACGCUGCAACGUUGUUGCUUGGAAUCUGCUAUGGCAUUCACGCGUCUAUCAUUGUCCCAACAGUCUCUGAGCUUUUUGGCCUUAAACACUUUGGCAUUAUUUCGAAUUUCAUGGGACUGGGCAAUCCAAUUGGUGCAUAUCUAUUCUCGGGUUUACUUGCUGGAUAUCUGUAUGAUAAAGAGGCAGCGAAGCAACAUUCUGCUACUUGCUUGGGUCCAGAUUGCUUUAGGCUCACCUUUCUGAUUAUGGCCAGUGUCUGCUGUGUUGGCUCUGCGCUUAGCAUUGUUUUGACAUGGCGGAUAAAACCCGUUUAUCAAAUGCUGUAUGCUGGAGGAUCCUUCAGGUUACCUCAAAGUUCUAACCACUAA
Molecule: messenger RNA, 1704 nt
Organism: Fraxinus pennsylvanica
Lineage: Eukaryota; Viridiplantae; Streptophyta; Magnoliopsida; Lamiales; Oleaceae
Source: the annotation of a GenBank genome assembly